Molecule: messenger RNA, 2581 nt
Organism: Cuscuta epithymum
Lineage: Eukaryota; Viridiplantae; Streptophyta; Magnoliopsida; Solanales; Convolvulaceae
Source: the annotation of a GenBank genome assembly
AGGGUUUAUCUAAAAUUUGAUGGAUAACUAAGUGGACUCUGAGUCUUUCAUUCGUUUUUAGAUUAUAACGACAGAAAAAUGUUCAAGGGUUUUGCUCUGGUUUAGAAAUGUGAUUUCUGGAGAAGUCGGACUAAUUCAAAUAGGAGUUCUGGAAAUUUUCAUUAUGCUUUAAUUUUGAACUGAUUAACUGAGCCUUCUUGCUUUGUCUGAAAUAAUCGAGUGAAUUGAUAGGGUGCAAAUCAAGGUUUUGACUAGGAGGUUGUGAAAUGAAGAGAGGGACGGAAAGGCCAAGCCAUGAAGUGGUUGGGAGUGAAGAAAUUAAGGAAGUUGAUGAGGUUUCUGGGGCUCCAAAAGAUGGCAUUACUUCAGAAGAGAUGGAAUCAGAUAUGGGGGGUUCUGAAAAUUUUUGUGCCAAUAACCAUCUUACAGGGUUUGAAGAAACUGACCCUGCUAAGGAUGGUGCAGUUAAUCUGGAUUGUGAACAUCAUACUCGGAAGACAGGGUGGAGAAUGCGAGUAUCAUCAGAUGAAGAUGAUGAAGAUGAUGUAAUAGUUGUGGCUGAAGUUAAAGGGAAGGGAAAACAAGUUGAACAAAUGAAUACACAUGAGGUACAUGAAAUAUCUAGUGAUGAUGGAAUGGAGAUGGAAUGGGAACCAGAAGUUAAGAACACACCUACAUAUAGAAGUUUUGUUCCUGGGGUUGGAGAAAUGGAGAUGAACAGUAGGCUUGGAGGUGGCAAUACAUGGGGUGGUGCACGGAGAUACACUAUAGAAGAAAAAGGGAAAGCUAAAGUUGACGGUUCUUCGCAAUCACUAGCUGCCAGUAAGCAGACUCAAAUGGAUGCCAUACCUGAGGGACAGGUAAUUGGAAGACGAAGAAGAACUUUAUGGUACAGACAAUUCCAUAAUCUGGAAUCGGAGGAAAGCUCUGAAUCUGAUUCGGAAUCGGAGGAAGAUACCAUAUCUGAGGGACAGGAAAAUGGAUAUCAAAGAAGAACCAUAUGGCCCAAAUAUUUCUAUAAUGUGGAACCGGGGGAAAGCUUUGGAUUUCAUUUGGAAUCGGACCAAGAUACCUUUUUAGCAGUUUCAGCCUUAGUAAAACUAGCAAGGGAGGAGGCAGCUAACAAAGCUGCAAGGAAAGUAGGUGUGGUAAGGCGAUAUGCAUAUAAAGAUAGAGCUCAUACAGUUACAAGUGACAUGGCACGCCGAAUUGCGCGGUCCAAUCAUCAGGAAGUGGAUAACGAUCUAUCCUCUUCUGGGUUGAAAGAAAAGUCACCACCCAUAGAAAUGUUUGAAGAGUUAGGAAGCUCUCUUGAUCCCUUUUCUACAGCACUGAAGAUGGUCAAGGAGCGAGACCUAAAGAAGAAAACGAAUUUAUCUCAUAAUCCUGUCCUUAAACUUAAUCAUUCUACCCCUCGUGUUCCUACACUACUAAGUCUUUCUUUGAAAACUCUUGCACAAAAUGCGGGAGCUUUGGUUUCGCUUGAGGGAAUCCCUUGUAAUCUGAGGAAAAGACUCACUGACUUGUUAUGUGAUUCGAGGAGAAUGAAUAAGCAUAUGCUGAACCUUCUUUUAAAGGGAUCCCCGACUGAGAUCAGGAUAAAAGACUGUUCAUGGUUGACAGAGAUUGAACUUUCUAAAUCAUUCCUUGACUUUGAUGGGAAAAUGUUGAUGGUUCUUCAGCUUGACCUUUGUGGGCAGGGCAUGACUGAUCAUGUGUUGGCUAGAACCUUUGCUAGAUCUUCUAUUGGUUUUCCGAAUUUGAGAAUUCUAUCUAUAAAGGGUGCAUGCCGUAUAACGGAUAGUGCAUUAACAUCAAUUGUAGCUUCAGCGCCAUUUCUGCAGUCAAUUAAUUUGGGACAGUGCUCUCUUCUUACACACAUGUGUAUUGAAAUUAUAUCGAAUUCACUGGGUGGACUUCUUAAGGAGCUUUACAUCAAUGAAUGCCUAAUGAUAGAUGUUAUGAGUGCUAUCCCUGCUUUAAAAAAAUUGAAAUGUUUGGAAGUGUUGUCAGUUGCUAGAAUUCAGACCGUAUGUGACAAGUUUGUUUCUGAAAUUAUGGAGGGAUUUGGUCAAAAUCUGAAGGAGCUUGAUCUCUUUGACUGCGACAACUUGACUGACUCUUCUAUGAAGGCUAUAGGAGAUGCAUGUGCAAAUUUGCGCUCAUUAAAUAUUUCAAACCUACAGAAAUUGACAGAUAGAGGAAUACAGUUUCUCACUAAUGGUUGUAGAUCAAUUCAAAGGCUCUAUCUUCAACGCAAUGAUUUUAGUGAUGAGGCUCUUGCUGCGUACAUUGAAGCUUCUGGACAGUGUCUGAAGGAACUUUCCCUUAAUAAUUGCUCCAAGGUAAACCUCAACACUGCAUUGUCACUUGCCAAAUGUGCAAGAGAGUUGGUAUUUUUGGACUUAUCUUGGUGUCGUAGAAUAAGUGAUGAGGCUCUAGGGCUGAUUUUAGACAGCUGCCCCCUGAAGCUGGUCAAACUAUUCGGCUGCACACAGAUCACAGCUUCAUACGUGAACGGUCACCCAAACUCGACAGUGCAAAUUGUUGGGUUGAAUUUAGCACCCAUAAUGGACAACAU